AUGUCUCCCCACCAAGACACCCCGCCCUCCAGCGGAAACCACGCCACCAUGACCGCCGGCGCCGUCCAACAACCCGCCAUCACCAACACCACCGGCCGCCGGCCCCUCCCGCCAGGCGUCUACGUCCCCACCCCCGCCUUCUUCGACCCCGUCACCGAAGACAUCGACGUCCCCACCACCGCCUCGCACGCCGUGCGCCUCGCCCAGGCCGGCGUCGCGGGCCUCACCACCCAAGGCUCCAACGGCGAAGCCGUCCACCUCUCCCGCGAAGAACGCAACCUCAUCACCCAAACCACCCGCUCCGCCCUCGACGCCGCCGGCUUCACCUCGCUGCCCGUCCUCGUCGGCUGCGGCGCGCAAUCCACGCGCGAAACCAUCCAACUCUGCCGCGACGCGCACGCCUCGGGCGGCGACUACGCGUUGAUCCUGCCCCCCGCGUACUACCAGGGGCUCUUCGCCGCCGGCAGCGCCACCGGCACCGUCGCCACCUUCUUCGGCGACGUCGCCGCCGCCUCGCCCGUGCCCGUCCUGAUAUACAACUACCCGGGCGCGGCGGGCGGCCUCGACCUCUCGUCGGACGCCAUCGUCGCGCUCGCCCGCGCCCACCCCAACAUCGUCGGCGUCAAGCUGACGUGCGGCAACACGGGCAAGCUGGCGCGCGUCGCCGCCGCCACCGCCGCCACCACCACCGGGGGGCGCACGGGAUCGGGAUUCCUCUGCGCCGGCGGCAGCGCCGACUUCACGCUGCAGACGCUGGUCGCGGGCGGCAGCGGCGUGAUUGCCGGCUUGGCGAACGUCGCGCCCAAGGCCUGCGUGCGGCUGGUGACGCUGUACGAGCGCGGCGAGCUGGAGGCGGCGCGGGAGCUGCAGGCCGUGGUCGCGAGGGGCGAUUGGGGCGCCAUUCAGGGCGGCGUGGUGGGGACGAAGAGCGCGUUGGCGUCGUGGUUUGGGUAUGGGGGUUACGCGCGGAAGCCGUUGCCGAGGCCCGGGAAGGAGGAGGCGGCGAGGUGGAAGGGGUUGUUUGAGGAGUUGGUCGAGGUGGAGAAGGGGCUGUGA
Messenger RNA from Diplodia corticola, 1056 nucleotides. Its product is annotated as dihydrodipicolinate synthase. The record is from RefSeq and is a predicted model, not a curated record. Bases 1 to 1056 code for a protein of 351 amino acids. The transcript has a single exon. Gene Ontology annotation, molecular function: 4-hydroxy-tetrahydrodipicolinate synthase activity. NCBI's taxonomy places the organism in Eukaryota, Fungi, Ascomycota, Dothideomycetes, Botryosphaeriales, Botryosphaeriaceae.